This is a messenger RNA of Dinoponera quadriceps, 4278 nucleotides long. Its product is annotated as WD repeat-containing protein 13-like. Lineage: Eukaryota; Metazoa; Arthropoda; Insecta; Hymenoptera; Formicidae. The record is from RefSeq and is a predicted model, not a curated record. The coding region runs from base 517 to 1845 and encodes 442 amino acids. Gene Ontology annotation, molecular function: promoter-specific chromatin binding; protein binding. Gene Ontology annotation, cellular component: nucleus. The transcript is spliced from 4 exons.
CGACGGGUAGACUGGCGCAUUUAAUUGACCAAUCAAGAUAGCAAAGAUUUAUCACGAUUAGUUGAUAUAUGCUAUCGAACAGGAUUUCUGAACGCAUCCCUUGGAUACUCCGGAAAAUGUUUGUCUUGGAAAUUGUUUUAUUCAUCCAUUUUCUCAUUAAUUGCUUGAUAUAGGGUGUUUAUAAAAAGGCUCCGAUAUUGGUGAUUGGCUGAAGUCACGAAAGCAUACCAAAGAGCGAUGUUUCAGAACAUUCCCGAACGCAACUCUAAGCAGAAACUGUGCUCCCGCUUUUCCGCUCUCCUGCCAAAAAUAGAUUACGUAUGUGCCGAUUUAGCAAACGUAGAUACGAAUGCCAAAAUGCAUUCGUAAGAUUUCGAGUAGUACCGUAUCGAUUAUCUAUGCGGAACAUACUUUAUACCAUAAGCAAACUGUGCUAAUUGUCUAGUAUGUGAUAACAGUAAACUAAUUACUUAUAAGAUACAGAGAGAAAGCGAGACAAUAUAUAUAUAUAUAUCAAUGACCAGCACCGUCGAAGUUAACGGCACAUCGCAAAAAAUGGCCACUAUGUGGCAUCAACAGGUAUUCGCACUGGAUGCGAAAUAUAAUACUUCACGAGCUAACAAGCUAUCCAGUUUAGGAAUGCUGUACAUCCGUCGCAGGAAUCAGCUGCUCCGCGAGAAACUCUCCGCGGACCCGGAAAUUGGCGCAUUGUAUUUGAAAUUACGAUCGGAAUUGUUGCGCCGUCGUUACGGGGAGCAACAGGAGCGGAACAGCACGGGCAGCCACACGAUUAGCGAGGAAUCGUCGGAGAGGAGAACGAAGCAUCAUACGAUACAACGGAAAUCAACCGCGGAGAAUUUCGCAUUCGCCGGCGUCCAUCAUAUCUUCGAGCAGCACAAGGCAGCCGUGACCAUGCUCAAGUUUGCCAACAACGACAGAUCCAGGCUGUGUUGCGCAUCGCUGGACGGUACCUUGUCUAUAUGCGAGGUUGUCGGUACACCUCCCAGGGUGACCGCUUUGUUGGAAGGUCAUUGUAACGGUGUGACCGCGUUCGACUGGAGUAUCAGCAACGAUCUAAUAGUUUCCUCCUCUUUGGAUACCACGAUUAGACUCUGGAGGGUGUGCGUGGAGCCGAGUUGUUUGCGCGUGGUGAACGACCAGCAACGAGCCGAGGUUCUCUGUUGCAGCUUUAUCCCCGCCAACAACAAUUUAAUAGUGGCCGGCAACUCCCAGGGGCUGAUUCAGGUUCUGAAUGUAUCCACCGGCAUAUACACACGCGGCGGAUCCUGCAAGAUCGGUGGAAAGAUACUCUCUCUGACAUGCGAGGGCAGCGGUGGCUCGGUGAUCUGGGCCGGCAACGACCGAGGUAUCAUAGUUUCUUUCCGACUGGAACCUGGCAUAGGACGGCUAACGAAGCUGCAGAGAGUACAAGAAACCGGUGGUAUGGUAACCAGCCUCUCCUGGCGCUCCUGGUUAUCGAAGGACGCUCCUUGGUCGGCGUUGUUGGUGAGCAGCGCGUGCAAUGCGGUGUUGCUGUAUCGCGUCGCCGACAGUCACGGUUCUCUGUGCUUCUGGAGGAAGUAUCCCAUCAAACAUAGAUAUUAUCCGUUGCGGUCCACCUUCUGUCCGCAAAUGGGAGCGUGUUUAAUAGCUACUGGCUCGGAGGAUGGUGCCGUUCACCUGUUGGAUUCCGCGAGAGAGGGGAAAUCCGCAAAAGUUGACCGACUGCACGGCCACGCGACGUCCACAUUAGCGUUGUCUUUCAAUUAUGACGAAUCUUUACUCGCGUCUGCGGAUCACGAUGGAUUAAUCAUUAUAUGGCGCAAUCAUCAACGUCACUUGUGAGGUAUUGAGUCAAAAUCCCUCCCGUUCUCUUCACAUUUUUUCACGAGCCAACAAGUUGUAAGACAAAUAUCCGAGAUUUUUCCAACUUCGUCGUAUCUAUCGUCGGUAAAGUGCUGCGAUAUUUCUGUAAUCUCUUAAGUUAUCGAUCAUGUAAAAUUCGAGCUUGUUCGACCCAGGCGAUUCUCUUUAACGAAGAAUCGAAGUAGAAUCGUGAUACUACUGGACUUGUGUUUAUUUUCAAGUAGUAUGACUUUUUAUUUUCAAUUUUCGCCAAUACGGUCCAAUUAAGAUGAAAGUAUUAAUGCCUGAACAAGUACCUGAUGUUGUUUUGCUCUUUAACUGCGAAUAAACGUAAUACCUUUUAUCUUAGGUGGAUUUUUAACGUUUGUGCAUGUCAAUAAUUAACAUUUAACCAGGUUUGACACCUGUCGGAAUAAAACAUCGUUAAGAAUUUAAGAAGUUAAGAAGUAGUUGAUAUAACGCGUUAAAAGUAUUAGCAUUACAGUAUUGUAGAAUAAGGAUAAACACGAUUUUGAGCGAAUAAACGGCUUUUUUUUUUUUACAUAUAACAAUAUAUUAAUGUUCUCUAUUUUGUCUUAUAUCAUAGUGAGCACAAAGCAGUAUCAGUAGUAAUAGGUGUGGUAAUAGUGAGAACCAUGAUAGAACUCGUGAUGUAGCAGCGAUUUCUUCGUAUAAUAUUUCUUCGCGCGAUCUUGUGAAAUAAUAGCGGCACAACCACACAGUUUUCGUAUGACGAUAAAGUAGUAGUAAUAAGAGCAACAAUUUGCAUUUCGAUACUGAUUUCAUCGUCCCGGCUUUCGUUCAAAUUUCUUCAUAUAUUCGAUAUAAAUAAUUAAUACAAAGUACAUUGUCGCAAACAAAUAUUCUUGUAAAAAUUUCUUCUCAUACUCGUAAAAACGGCAAUCUUGCGUAUCGUGCGAAUACUUUAGAUCUAUAGAAAUGUUGUUUUCCUUUUAUCAUGUAUGUACUAUAUAUCAGAGUUAUCGACAUAGUUAUUUGUUAUAUUGCACACUUUUCUCAAAUACGGUAUCGGAGGAAGGAAUAUACCGUAGUCACACGCGGAGUUACUUAUUGGUAACUUAAAAGUAAAGUAAUAUCCGAUAAUUGUGUUAUAUACACCAUAGAGAAAAAGACAAGUGUUUACAUGUAACAUAUACGACCACGUGAAACAAAUCACCGUAGUUUCUCGCUUCACAUAUGCAAUACGCAAACCUCCGACUUGGCAGACAAAUCCGAUAUUUAUUACGAUGACUUCUCUUGUUCCCUCCUCUCUUUCUCACAAAUACUUUCUCCGAUAUAAAAACGGACUGAAUAUAUACGAAUACGCAUUGUAAUCUCUCAUCACAGAUCUAGUAAAAGUAAAAAUCUAUACUCGAUACUCAUGUAUACAUCAUGUAGAAAAUUAGUCGUGCAAAUAUUCUUUCGCCACAAGAGUGGGUAUAAGCAGUCAUAUAUCCCAUACUUUGCAAUACUAUACAAUACUUUGAUAAUAGAGAGCAGAUUUGCGUAUAAUGAAUAUUGAGAAUCGCAUGAUAAUAUGAACGUCGUAUAAAGAAGGGAUAACGCGAAAAACAUUCACGCUCAGAGCAUAACGCGCUUCUUAUACAGGAGUCACAAAAAUAAUCGUUCUUCUAUGCAGGCACUACUGCUCAUUUAAUGAUUACGCUACGAAUGGUAUUUUAUAUAUAUAUAUAUAUACAUAUACAGAGUGGAUCAAAAGUCUGGAUAUAGUCGAAUAUCUCGUAAACAAAGCAAUUUUGAAAAAAAUGUUUUAAAUAAAAGUUAUAGGGUUUAAAAAGAUCUAUUUACUGAUCUUAUCAGUUUGGAUGGAGGAGGUUAACUUUAUUUUUUUUAACGGAUAUAGUUUUCUUAAAAACACUAAUCGUUCAUUAUUCACUCUGUAUCCAGACUUUUGAUCCAUCCUGUAUAUAUAGGAUGUCCGAUGCAAGGCGUACCAACACCCUGUAUAUAUAAUUUAUGUAUGUACAUGUGAUCCUUUAGGCUUCCGCGGUGUGGAUAAAUAACUUAUUUUGGCUUCCGAAUGAUCGCCGCGUGCUUCACGGAUUGAUUUUUCCAUUCAAAUUCAUGAAGAACACGGCGAUAAUUCGGAAGCCGAAAUAAAUAUGCAUAUGUAUACAUUAUUUACAUAUAUAUAUGAGCUACGAAUUUUUCAUAACGUAAUAGUUUCGAUGCAGCUUCUACAAAUCGAUUGUCUAGAAUUAAUACUCUUAUCCACAGCUUAUACAGUUCUUUGAUCAUUCCCUAUUCGUUUUUAUCGUGACUACUAAAAUCGUCAUGCGAAUAGUCAAGCUUUAUUAAAUUGUAUAUAUAAUUAUAUAUGUACAUAUAAAGAAUGGGGCAUUUAAAUUGACACACCUUAAUAUAACAAAAGAAAUCGAUUUCUACAAANAA